GGAAAUACUGUGGUCACUAGAGCAGCCUAGUCAUGUACGCUGGGCAGUGUUUACGUUUCAGCAUGGCCCCACAUCGGAAAUGGGACCACAAUUCCCAGUAUAAAUCCGGGCGUUGCUGGCCCUGUGGGCAGCCACGACAAUGACGAAAAAGUACUCUUCCUACUCCCAAACCGAGCCAACGCAUCUGGAACAUCUCUCUCCAGUCACCUCCAGGAGAAACUCUUUGGAGGAACCCCCACUUAGAAAAUUUGACGACAUUGUAGCCUUUGAGCAGUAUCUCAAGGAUGAGACCUGGGACAAUGAGUUCGACUAUUUCCACCUCAAGGUGAACUACCUACCCCCAUUUGUUCUACACAGCAUCCACGACAACCCGGAGAAGAUCAAACCCACCAUGAACUCGCGCUCGCGCAAGUUUGUCAGACACCUGGGCCACCACAUCAAGAGACACUUGCUCUCGGAGAUCAACUAUUACACCGGUGUGAACUACAACUUCGAGAAGGCGGUUGUCGAGCACAGGCCGGACGGAAGCAUUAUGUUUCAUUUGCAUGACUACUCGGACCACGGCUACGGCGAGGAGACCGACAAGUACAACAGACACUGGAAGGUGGAUCUGGACGUGAGGUGCAACCCCGAAAAUCCUUACGUGGAGGUUGACAUGAAAAGCGUCCCCGUGUAACUAGGUAAACGAUAUAUAAUGAUUGAAUGACUCUGCUACACUGUCACACCUCGACAGAUUUGACGUGGUGGUGCUCAAGCUUGUUUUCGUGGACCUCGCUCGAGGUGCCCGUGCCAACCACGCCUGUUCCGCCGUUGUACGAAACGCCCGAGUCCUUUCUGUCCCUAACAUAUUCUUCCAGCCCGCCGUCGUACUCGGCCAUCUCGUAGAAGUCCAUGCCCAUUUCCUCGGCCUCCUCGAUGCCCUUGAGCUUGCAGCCGGGGAUUUUGUCCACAACGAAGCAGAUUGCGUACGUGGCCACGAAACUCCACACGGUGAUGCUGAUCCAGCCAGCAAACUGGUAGCCCAUCUGCUUCCAGUGGUGGUAAAUCCAUCCGCCGGGAAUCUCGGUCACGCCGUCCAAACCAGCCACGUACGGCGAGGCAAACACCCCGAGACAGAUCGACCCGAGAAUGCCGCCAAUUCCGUGCACCACGAAGGAGCGGGUGGUGUCGUCAAUGCCCAGCCACUCGUUCACGUUGUAGAGCAGGCGACAGCACGCAGCAACAAAGGCAGACGUGAUAAACGACCAGUAUGGCGUGUAGAAGCCGCAGCUCGGGGUGAUGUUGACGAGCCCCACAACGGCACCCUCGCAGGCGGCCGCGAGACUCCACUUACGCUCGAACAUGAAGUCGACCAAGGUGAAC
Ogataea polymorpha is the source of this 1362-nucleotide messenger RNA. RefSeq lists its product as uncharacterized. Gene Ontology annotation, biological process: energy reserve metabolic process. Lineage: Eukaryota; Fungi; Ascomycota; Pichiomycetes; Pichiales; Pichiaceae. The coding region runs from base 140 to 676 and encodes 178 amino acids. The record is from RefSeq and is a predicted model, not a curated record. The transcript has a single exon.